This is a messenger RNA of Arachis ipaensis, 705 nucleotides long. RefSeq names its product uric acid degradation bifunctional protein TTL-like. The record is from RefSeq and is a predicted model, not a curated record. Gene Ontology annotation, molecular function: 2-oxo-4-hydroxy-4-carboxy-5-ureidoimidazoline decarboxylase activity. Gene Ontology annotation, cellular component: peroxisome. Gene Ontology annotation, biological process: urate catabolic process. Lineage: Eukaryota; Viridiplantae; Streptophyta; Magnoliopsida; Fabales; Fabaceae.
AUGAAAAUGGAGGAUUUCUCAUCAUGCUGUGCAGGCACAACAUUCGCUAAUGAAAUGGCUAUGGCCUCUCCAUUCUCUUCAUUGGAACAUGCAAUUACGGUUGCUAGAGACAUAUGGUACCGUAAGUUGAAUGUUAGGUCUUGGUUGGAGGCUAUAUCAGGACGAUCUUAUUCUAAUGAAUACUUGAAAACAGCGAACGAAGCUACUGUGCAGGACCUUCAUGAAUGGGGAUUAAGGUACGAGGAGAAAUUUGGCUAUGUUUUUGUGACAUUUGUAGCUGGUAGGACAUCUGAAGACAUACUUGCUGAAUUAAAGAUUCGCUUUAAUAACUCACAUGGUAUUGAGUUGGAGAUUGCUUCAACAGAGGAAUUGAAGUAUAUAGAACUGUCAGCUGAAUAUUCAGGCAAAAUAGUUGCUGACACUCUAGAUGGAGCAGACACUGAUUCAGAAGACGAUUUAGAUGCUAUCUCCUCCGGUGCAUAUGACAUCUCCAAGGAUGUUGAGCUCAAUAAGGUUCCAGAAGACAAUGAAACUUUAAACACCCAACAUAGAGAAGAUGUCGUACGUGCUGCAAAAAGGGGUUUCGAUCUAAACAAGUUGCCAUGGUUUGGAGAUGACUUAUCAGAUCCGUUAUCACGUCACUGCAGCGGAUUUCUGACAGAGUAUUUCUGGCCAGGUCAAUACGAUGUUGAUGAGAAAUUAUGA